AUGUCCAGAAGUGUUCCGUGGCGGAAUACUUGCCCUGAGGCAGUAACCGACAUACUGAAUCAAUUACCUUCUUGCCAGCUUCUACUAGUCAAGCGAGUUGGGCCGACGAGUUUCCUUUUGAGCAAGCGAGACGGGCUGGUCAAGUACAGGACGUCUAUCGGUGACCCCCAUAGCUGUUCAUGUGACGCCUCGCGGGAGCAGUGCAUACAUGUCGUUUUCGUUUUGUGUAAAGUGUUUUUCUUACCGCGGGAGAAUCCUUUAGUAUGGCAGCGCUCGCUUGUUGCAGCAGAAAUAGACGAAAUCCUUAGGUCCGAAAACCGGCUUCGGAAUGCCUGGAAGAAUGUUGACGACACCCGCAGGGACGUUGCAGUUCCAAGGCCUAUUGAAGAAGGUGAUGUGUGCCCAAUCUGUUUUGAAGAGUUUGGGAACGAUACCUCUCUUGAUUACUGUGGAGGAGGUUGCGGGAAAUAUAUACAUACUCGUUGCUUCAAACAAUAUAAACGGCACAAUCUUGUAGGUCCCUUACGCUGCCCUUAUUGCCGGAGCCUUUGGACUAAUACGGUGGGUGCUACUAGCAAGAGGUGCAGUGGUUGCAAAAAAUAUGCGAAUGGUUCCUGCUACAAGUGCUUAUUUUGUCAAGAGUACUUUCUUUGUUCAGACUGUUUCCACCGUCGAGAAACUCAUUCGCAUCAUCCGUUUUCUUUGGUCGGGACGAGAGAAGUGGCCGAAAGACACGAAGGGAACAGUGCUUUACCCAUGCCGGUGUCCAGUGAACCCACCGUUAGCAUUCCUGAGGAGCUACAUCCUCUCAUGUAUAGAGAAAUAGACCCCGAAGACUACGAAACACUUCUUCGUCUGGACGAUCAAAAUAGUAAAAGGAAACUGACAGCAGAGGAGUUUUCAGUGCUUCACAGCGAGUGUUGGAGUUCUGGAUUACUUACCGACGAGUGUAACAUAUGCUUAGAUACAUUUGAUGUCACCAGUGGUUGCGUGUGGUUGCCAUGCGGUCAUUUUUUCCAUACAUCGUGCGCUCAGAGAUGGCUUACUGAGCACGUAGCAGAAUGUCCCAUCGAUCACAUCCCGGUUGUGGUGGACAGAGCCGAUGUUCAGUCAUUAACAGUGAAUUCUUCAUCUUCUGCUGCAGUUGCACCUCACAUUCUUCGUCCCUCCAGACCUCGGGCUCGUGUGUUGCCGAGACGUCGACUCAACGUUCCGUAUAGUUCAGCAACUGUUGGAGUCGAACCUCCAGCUCGGAGAAAUGCCGAGAGACAAAGGGGUUCUGAUGUAUCACUUCCUUUUCUGGAGCUCCAAGCAGUGUCACUAGGUGUCGGACGACGUAGAGGGCGGUACAACGAACAAUUCUUUUAUGGUACUGUCUGA
Messenger RNA from Trypanosoma brucei brucei TREU927, 1380 nucleotides. RefSeq lists its product as hypothetical. Lineage: Eukaryota; Euglenozoa; Kinetoplastea; Trypanosomatida; Trypanosomatidae. The coding region runs from base 1 to 1380 and encodes 459 amino acids. Gene Ontology annotation, molecular function: ubiquitin protein ligase activity; zinc ion binding. The transcript has a single exon. The record is from RefSeq and is a predicted model, not a curated record.